This is a messenger RNA of Stylonychia lemnae, 942 nucleotides long. The record is from the annotation of a GenBank genome assembly. NCBI's taxonomy places the organism in Eukaryota, Ciliophora, Spirotrichea, Sporadotrichida, Oxytrichidae.
AUGAGAUCAUAUCUUCUUAUUUUACUAAUAUCAUUAAAUAUUCUUGGUUCCUCUUUAUCGAGAAACCUAUAAAGUGAUCAAUCAAAGAAAAGAAUAUUAGUCGCUGGACAGUAUAUCACAAGUCUUCCAGGAACAUGGUAUCAGAUAUCAAGAGAAUUGAAAAAAAACGAAAACUAUGAAGUUUACCAAAUUCUACCUGCAGAUUCACCUUAUGUAGAAAGAAUAAAGGCUAAUGGAGUGAUUCCUAUACUAAGCAAGAAUUUUUCCUAAUAAUAUUUUGACGAGUACAAUGAAUAAAUGAAAGAAAAUAAACUCAAAACUUCUGCACUUGUUGAAUACAUGCAAUAUUUGACUAAGGCAUUUUUCAGUGAGGAUGAACUGAUAAAAGAGAUUAAACUGAGAAAUAGACUGUCCGAGCAUAUCGUUUGCGGACUCGGAUCCUAUAUGAUUCAUAAUAAACUUUAUAAUGAGAUACCAGAGCAUUUAAGAUAAGAUGCUAUGACCUUAAGGGCACCAGAUUUGAUUCUUUACACAGGAUAUGAGGGUCUUUCAUAAGCAAUUCCGCUGUCUCCAAACUCAAGAAUAAUCCCUCCACUGUUUGAAAAUGAAACUUAAACUUAGCAAAUUGCUUAAGAUCUCUAAGAAUUCAUAGAUAGACAUUAAAAGCUGAUUCUAGUCUCAUUUGGUACAGUCCAGAGCCCAAAAAGUGAUACUCUAAGAGCACUUUCAAAGUACAUGUAAUAAUAAUCUGACUAUGGAUUUAUUUAUUCAGCAACAAAUUAGAAAUACCUUGAAAAAGAUAUAUUAGAGAGAGUUUUAAGCUUAGAAAAUGUUUACAUAUCAAACUGGAUUCCAUAAAUAUAGUUACUAAAUAAUCCAAAAGUUAAAAUAUUCUUUAGCCAUGGUGGCUUAGAAGCUCGGCGCAUGCCUGUAUAAGCCUGA